This is a messenger RNA of Mauremys mutica (yellowpond turtle), 4130 nucleotides long. Its product is annotated as soluble scavenger receptor cysteine-rich domain-containing protein SSC5D-like. The record is from RefSeq and is a predicted model, not a curated record. NCBI's taxonomy places the organism in Eukaryota, Metazoa, Chordata, Testudines, Geoemydidae. Gene Ontology annotation, cellular component: membrane. The transcript has 11 exons. Bases 1 to 4050 code for a protein of 1349 amino acids.
AUGUGGCUGCCCCUGCUCCUCCUUGUUGGGUUCCUGGAAUUUCACUACACAGGCCCAUUCCUGGUGCGUCUGGCGGGGGGCCCCAGUGAGUGCGUGGGGCGUGUGGAGAUCAACUACAAGGGCCGCUGGGGCUCGGUGUGUGACGACGAGUGGGACCUGGCCGACGCAGCUGUGGUGUGCAGGCAGCUGGGCUGCGGCACCGCGCUCUCUGCUCCGGUGGGCGCUUGGUUUGGGGAGGGCACUGGCCCCAUCUGGCUCAAUGAGGUGCGGUGCCAGGGCUCAGAGCAACAUCUGCGCCACUGCCGCCACCGGGGCUGGCGCCAGCAUGUCUGCAGCCAUGAGGAGGAUGCCAGCGCUGUGUGCUCAGCUCACCACUUCCUGCCCAUCACCACCUCCGAGCCCUCGGUGCAGCCAGCCCUUGGGGACCACAGACCCCCCGCACAGAGCACAGCCAGGCCGGCUUCCACCACGCCAGAGCACAGCGGCGCCCCCCUGCGGCUCGUGGGGGGCCCCCACAGCUGCGCAGGGCGUCUGGAGGUGCUUCAUGGGAGCCAGUGGGGCUCGGUGUGUGAUGACGGCUGGGGGCUGCUGGAGGGUGCCGUGGUGUGCCAGGAGCUGGGCUGUGGCGCAGUUCAGGCUGCCCCCGGGGGGGCGCAUUUUGGGUCUGGCACUGGCCCCAUCUGGCUGGAUGACGUGGGCUGCAGUGGGAAGGAGAUGUCCCUGCGGCAGUGCCGGGCACGGCCCUGGGGGCGCACCAACUGCCAGCACAACGAGGACGCCAGCGUCAUCUGCACAGGGGGUCCUGUGGUGCGGCUGGUGGGUGGCACCGGUUCCUGCUCCGGGCGGCUGGAGGUUUUCCACCAGGACCGCUGGGGCACAGUGUGCGAUGACAUGUGGGCGCUACCAGGCGCGGCUGUGGUGUGCCGGGAGCUCGGCUGCGGGGACCCACUCUCUGCUCCCAGGGGGGCCUUUUUUGGUGAGGGCAGCGGUCCCAUCUGGCUGGACAACGUGCGGUGCCAGGGCAAUGAGUCGGCGCUGAGCCAGUGUCUGGCUGCACCAUGGGGCAUGCAUGACUGCCAGCAUGCGGAGGACGCUGGUGUGGUGUGUACAGACGAGUUGGUCCAUGUGAGUCAGCGCUUUGCCAAGCCCAUGGCCCCACAGCCACGAAUGCAGAAGCCACGAAUGCAGAAGCCUCGGACGCAGAAACCACAGAUGCGGAAGCCCCGACCCCGGCCCCCUUCAGUGGCACGGGAGGCUACACAAGCACCAGCCCAGGUAUCCCCACGGGCAGUGCUACCAGGGAAGUGGAAGCCGUUGUCGUUGCUGGAGGGCACCAGCCCCCGGGAGGCCGUCCAGCCAGAGGGGACCACGCGGAGCCCCCUGCCCUCAGGAGAGCCGGAGCUGCCCACUGCUGGACCCGCAGCCCAGGCCCUGACAGAUGCUCCCAUGCGGGUGAACAGCCCCAAAGAUCGGCUCCGUCCUGAACGGCCUGGAGCCCCGGGGGUGCAGCGCCCGACCCUGAAGAACCGGCGGCCCCGCCCCAAACCAUUGCAGACACGCACAGACGCCGUCCAGCUCCAAGCUCCUGCUGCCACCCCCACCCUCAGGGCCCGCGCUGGGGCCUGGACUGACCCCCACGUGCCUCGUCCCCAACGCCGGCCUGGGGACAGCACCCUGACGACUGUGGCCUCCGCAACCCAGCCUCCCAGCCAGCCCAACAGCGCCUGGAUGGGCCCAGCCUCCCCCACCCCCCCAACCACCCCCCCUCCAAGCCAGCCCCACAGCAUCUGGACCAGCCCAGCCUCCCCUACCCCCACCCCUCCUCCCAGACAGCCCCACAGCACCUGGACUGGCCCAGCCUCCCCUACCUCUACCUCCACAACCACAACCCCUCCUGGCCAGCCCCACAGUGCCUGGAUUUACCUGGCCUCCCCUACUCCCACCCCCAUCCCCACAACCACCCAUCCUCCUGGCCAGCCCCACAGCACCCGGAUGUACCUGGCCUCCCCUACCCCCAUCCUCACAACCACGCACCCUUCCAGCCAGCCCCACAGUGCCUGGACCAGCCUAGCCUCCCCCAUCCCCACAACCACCCACCUUUCCAGCCAGCCCCACAGCACCCAGAUGGGCCUUGUCUCCCCUAAUACCACUCGCAUCCUCACAAUGACCCACAGAGCCCAAAGAGACCCAAGCUCCCCCAUCCCAGCAACCACCCAGUCUCUGAACAUGGCCCACAGCACCUGGCCAGGCCUGGCCUCCACCUCUCCCUCCUACAUAACCACCCAGCUUCCUAGCCAGACCCACACCACUCGGAUGGGCCCAGCUCCCUCCGACCCCACAACCACCCAGCCUCAGGACGAGACCCACAGCGCCCGGAUGGGCCCAACUCCCACCCACCCCACAACCACCCAGUCUCAGCAUGAGACCCACAGCGCCUGGAUGGGCCCAGCUCCCUCCCACCCCACAACCACCCAGCCUCAGGACGAGAUCCACAGCACCCGGAUGGGCCCAGCUCCCACCCACCCCACAACCACCCAGCCUCAGGACGAGACCCACAGCGCCCGGAUGGGCCCAGCUCCCUCCCACCCCACAACCACCCAGCCUCAGGACGAGAUCCACAGCACCCGGAUGGGCCCAGCUCCCACCCACCCCACAACCACCCAGCCUCAGGACGAGACCCACAGCGCCCGGAUGGGCCCAGCUCCCACCCACCCCACAACCACCCAGCCUCAGGAUGAGACCCACAGCACCUGGAUGAGCCCAGCUCCCUCCGACCCCACAACCACCCAGCCGCAGGACGAGACCCACACCACUCGGAUGGGCCCAGCUCCCUCCGACCCCACAACCACUCAGCCUCAGGACGAGACCCACACCACUCGGAUGGGCCCAGCUCCCUCCCACCCCACAACCACCCAGCUUCAGGACGAGACCCACAGCGCCCAGAUGGGCCCAGCUCCCUCCGACCCCACAACCACCCAGCCUCAGGACGAGACCCACAGCCCCCGGAUGGGCCCAGCUCCCUCCCACCCCACAACCACCCAGCCUCAGGACGAGACCCACCACGCCCGGAUGGGCCCAGCUCCCUUCCACCCCACAACCACCCAGCUUCAGGACGAGACCCACAGCACGCGGAUGGGCCCAGCUCCCUCCGGCCCCACAACCACCCAGCCUCAAGACGAGACCCACAGCACCCGGAUGGGCCCAGCUCCCUCCCACCCCGCAACCACCCAGCCGCAGGACGAGACCCACAGCACCCAGAUGGGCCCAGCUCUCUCCCACCCCACAACCACCCAGCCACAGGAUGAGACCCACCACGCCCGUAUGGGCCCAGCUCCCUCCCACCCCACAACCACCCAGCUGCAGGACGAGACCCACAGCACCCAAAUGGACCCGGCCUCUCCCUCCCAGCCCCAGGGCGAGCCUCCUGGUACUCGGACACAGUAUGCCAGCCCAGCAGUUAAUGGGACAGGUUGUGCCAAGACACCUGCAACGCCCAGGCUCCCAGGCACCCCGGCUGCACAGACAGAUGCUGCCCCCACGCCAGACCAGCCUCAGGGACCUGUCCUGGAGAUGCCACACGCUGCCACCCGUGCCCUCCCAGCCACUGCCUUCCCCCCAACCAUGCCCUCAAACUGGGCCCUCCCGGCCACUGCUACCCACACCACCACCCCUCGGGCCAGCACCCGCCCUGCUCCGCCACUUGCCCAGGGGGCAGUGACUAUGGGGUCGGAGACAAGAGCCCCCAUACCAGCUGCAGGGCUGGGGGCAGUCAGGGGGGAUUGCCGGGAGCCAAGCUACGAAUCCCCUCAGCUGCAGGAGCUGAUCCAGGUGGUGCGGGAGCUGCGGGGGGACCUGCGUGGCCUCGUCCAUACCCAGCGGCAGGAGCGCCGCCUGCUGGGCGCCAUUGCUGGCAGCCUGGCCGAGCUGGCGGGGGCUGUACGGCAGCUGGUAGUGGAGCUGCCCAGCCAGGUGCUUCGGGGGCAGAACCAGCCCCCGCCUCCAGCAUGGCGUAGGCAGGGCCCUGCACCCCCCACUAACAGCCUCACCUGAUACCUGCCUACCAAAGAGACCCACUGAGAGACAGACCCCCCCUUCCCUGGCUCGAACUAACCCCCCACUGACAGACCCCC